Molecule: messenger RNA, 402 nt
Organism: Aspergillus campestris IBT 28561
Lineage: Eukaryota; Fungi; Ascomycota; Eurotiomycetes; Eurotiales; Aspergillaceae
Exons: 2
Coding region: 1-402 (133 amino acids)
Source: RefSeq, a predicted model, not a curated record
AUGUCCUGCUCCAUGGCACCUAUCCAACUCGACCCAGGCCACACAUCUUGCAUCGGCGGCCGAACAGUCCUCACAUGCCGCCACUGCGCGGGCAACGCACCGAGAGGCGCCAUCUGCAACAGCUGCAGCGGACGAGGCUUCAACAUCUUCAUCUGCGCGCACUGCAACCCCGCCGGAGCAGCCGCCGCGGCAGUCCGCACCGUGGGAGGACCGUUCCAGACGUCGACCCCCGAGUCGUCGACGCCUACCUCGCCGGCUUCGCUCAGCAGGAGCUCGUCGACGUCUGUGUCGUCGCAGAAUGACCUGCGGCAGACGCAGCCUUGGAGGCGGUUUGGGGACGGUGAUGAUGGGCCUGGUGGGGGGAGGAUUGGUGCUAAUGCGAAUACGCCGAGGGGGUUCUAA